Messenger RNA from Manis pentadactyla (Chinese pangolin), 4212 nucleotides. RefSeq names its product telomerase reverse transcriptase (gene TERT). NCBI's taxonomy places the organism in Eukaryota, Metazoa, Chordata, Mammalia, Pholidota, Manidae. Gene Ontology annotation, biological process: telomere maintenance via telomerase. Gene Ontology annotation, cellular component: telomerase catalytic core complex. The transcript has 16 exons. The record is from RefSeq and is a predicted model, not a curated record. Bases 76 to 3441 code for a protein of 1121 amino acids. Gene Ontology annotation, molecular function: telomeric repeat DNA binding; telomerase RNA binding.
CCCGCCCGGACCCUUCCUCCGCGGCGCCAGCGCAGGCGCGUCCCCGCAAGCGGAGCCCCAGGCCGGCGCUCGGGGAUGGCGCGCGCACCCCGGUGCCGUGCGGUGCGCGCCCUGCUGCGGAGCCGGUACCGUGAGGUGCUGCCCUUGGCCACCUUCUCUCGGCACCUGGGGCCCGAGGGCCGGCGGCUCGUGCGAGGCGGGGACCCGGCGGCCUUCCGCGCGCUCGUGGCGCAGUGCCUGGUGUGCGUGCCCUGGGACGCGCCGCCACACCCUGUCGCCUCGUGCUUCCGCCAGGUGUCCUGCCUGAAGGAACUGGUGGCCAGGGUGGUGCAGAGGCUCUGCGAGCGCGGCGCCAGGAACGUGCUGGCCUUCGGCUUCGCCCUGCUGGAUGGGCCUCGCGGCGGGCCGCCACUGGCCUUCACAACCAACGUGCGCAGCUACCUGCCCAACACGGUGACCGAGACGUUGCGCGGUAGCAGCGCGUGGGGGCUGCUGCUGCGCCGCCUCGGCGACGACGUGCUCACCCACCUGCUGGCGCGCUGUGCGCUCUACCUGCUGGUGGCCCCCAGCUGCGCCUACCAAGUGUGCGGGGCGCCGCUCUACGACCUCUGCGCCCCCGCGGCGGUUCGGCCCACCCGACAUGAGGACAGGAUCUUGGCGGGCCUCGGACCCACGCGCCAGGCCAGGGGCGGCGGCGACGCAGAGGCUGGGAGACCCCCAAGCCUGCCAGUCCGGGGCGCGUGGCAGCGUCGGGGCCGCGCUAGGGCAACUCCGCCGCCAGCCAAGAAGCCCAGGCGCGGCCUGGCUCCGGAGCCUGAGCAGGCGCUGAGCCACAGCGACCCUCGAGCGGUGACACCUGCCGGCGCCACCGCGGAGGCCGCGUCUUUGGGGCGCGGGCCCCCCAGGACCCGCCGGUCCUUCCAGUUAUUGGGCUGCGGGCGCCAAGCUGGCUACCCACCCACCCAGCGGCCCCAGGGCACGCCCGGGCCCCGAACAUAUGCGGAGACCAAGCGCUUCCUCUACAGCUCAGGGUGCAAAGAGAGGCUGCGCCCCUCCUUCCUGCUCAGCGCCCUGCAGCCCAGCCUGACUGGAGCCCGGACCCUCGUGGAGACCAUCUUUCUGGGCCCGCACCCCCAGCGGCCAGGAGCUCCCCGCAGGAUGCGCCGCCUGCCUGCUCGCUACUGGCGGAUGCGGCCGCUGUUCAGGGAGCUGCUCGGCAACCAUGCGAAGUGCCGCUAUGGCGCGCUCCUCAGGGCACACUGCCCGCUUCGGGCCACCAACACCCUGGCGGGUGCCAAUGUCCAAGAGCGCAGUGGAGUGGGCGUGUGUGCCGCGGAGGGGCGGAUGGCGGCGUCCACGGAGGGUGCGGGCCCACGGCGCCUGGUGCAGCUGCUCCGCCAGCACAACAGCCCCUGGCAGGUGUACGCACUCCUGCGAGCCUGCCUCCGCCGGCUGGUGCCUGCUGGCCUCUGGGGCUCCAGGCACAAUGAGCGACGCUUCUUGCGGAACGUAAAGAAGUUCAUAUCUCUGGGAAAGCAUGCCAGACUCUCGCUGCAGGAGCUGACCUGGAAGAUGAAGGUGCAAGACUGCACCUGGCUACGCCGGAGCCCAGGGGCUCGCUCUGUCCCGGCUGCUGAGCACCGUCUGCGAGAGGCGGUCCUGGCCAAGUUCCUGUGCUGGCUGAUGAACACAUAUGUGGUUGAGCUGCUCAGAUCUUUUUUUUAUGUCACGGAGACCACGUUUCAGAAGAACCGGCUCUUCUUCUACCGGAAGAGUGUCUGGAGCCAGUUGCAGAGCAUUGGAAUCAAACAGCACUUCGAUAGCGUGCAGCUUCGGGAACUGUCGGAAGAGGAGAUGAGGCAGCGUCAGGAAGCCAGGCCCGCCCUGCUGAUGUCCAAGCUCCGCUUUCUCCCCAAGCCCAGUGGACUGCGGCCAAUCGUGAACAUGGACUAUGUCGUGGGCGCCAGGACAUUCCACAGGGACAAGAAGGUCCAGCAUCUCACCUCCCAAGCCAAGACACUGUUCGGUGUGCUGAACUACGAGCGGGCACAGCGCCCAGGCCUCCUAGGGGCCUCUGUGCUGGGCAUGGACGACAUCUACAGGGCCUGGCGCUCCUUCGCGCUCCGCAUGCGGGCCAGGGACCCGGCAUCCCAGCUGUACUUCGUCAAGGUGGACGUGAUGGGCGCGUAUGACGCCCUCCCCCAGGACAGGCUGGUGGAGGUGAUCGCCAGCGUGAUCAGGCCCCAGGAGAACACGUACUGUGUGCGCCAGUAUGCUGUGGUCCGGAGGACUGCCCGUGGACAUGUCCACAAAGCCUUCAAAAGACACGUGUCCACCUUCAUGGACCUGCAGCCCUACAUGAGACAGUUUGUGGAGCAUCUGCAGCAGACAAGCUCUCUGAGGGAUGCCGUGGUCAUCGAGCAGAGUUCCUCCCUGAACGAGGCCGGCCACAGCCUUUUUGAUUUCUUCCUGCGGCUGGUGCACCACCACGUCAUCAGGAUCGGGGGCAAGUGCUACGUCCAGUGUCAGGGGGUCCCCCAGGGCUCCAUCCUGUCCACUCUGCUCUGCAGCCUGUGCUAUGGGGACAUGGAGAACAAGCUGUUUUCUGACGUUCAGCAGGACGGGCUGCUCCUGCGUUUGGUGGAUGACUUCCUGCUGGUCACACCUCACCUGACACAAGCAGAAGCCUUUCUCAGGACUCUGGUCCGAGGCGUCCCCGAGUACGGCUGUGUGGCCAACUUGGGAAAGACGGUGGUGAACUUCCCCGUGGAGGUCAGCACCCUGGGCGGCACGGCACCCCUCCAGCUGCCAGCCCGCUGCCUGUUUCCCUGGUGUGGCUUGUUGCUGGACACCCAGACGCUGGAAGUGCUCUGUGACUACUCCAGUUACGCCCAGACCUCAAUCAAAGCAAGUCUCACCUUUAACCAGGGCUUCAAGCCCGGUAGGAACAUGCGUCGCAAGCUCUUCGCGGUCCUACGACUGAAGUGUCACGGUCUGUUUAUGGACCUGCAGGUGAACAGUCUCCAGACGGUUUGCACAAACAUGUACAAGAUAUUCCUGCUUCAGGCCUAUAGGUUCCACGCGUGUGUGCUCCAGCUUCCGUUCGGCCAGCACGUUAGGAAGAGCCCCUCGUUUUUCCUCCGGGUCAUCUCUGACACUGCGUCACGCUGCUACGCCCUUCUGAAAGCCAAGAACCCAGGGAUGUCGCUGGGCGCCAGGGGCGCCUCCGGCCCUUUUCCUUCUGAAGCCGCGCAGUGGCUCUGUCUCCACGCCUUCCUGCUCAAGCUGGCACGCCACAGCGUCACCUACAGGUGUCUUCUGGGGGCGCUCCGGGCAGCCAAGGCCCGGCUGAGCCAGCAGCUCCCCAAGGUGACCCUGGCUGUUCUGGAGGCAGUGGCUGACCCGGCCCUGACCACAGAUUUCAAGACCAUCUUGGACUGACCGCCAGCCCUUCCCACAUCCCGCGUUGGGCUGCAGCCUGGCACACUGUGGGAGGGGCCGCUGCUCCCUGAGCCUGGUCCUCUCCCCGAGCCCCAGGAAUGGGGGCUGCCAGCCAGGCUGCUCCAGGGAAGGGGCUGGCCCGCAUGUCUUCAGGGAAGCGGGGCCUGCCCACUGCCACCUUCUGGGGACCCGGGUGCCAACCUUUAGCUGCUGGCCACCAGGAGAAGGCAGGUGGGAGAACUGGGUGGACACAGGGAAUGUCGGGGACCUUUGUCGCCCUCUUCACUGCGGGGCUGUCCCAGGCAGGAGCUAUGGCACGCGUGUCCCCAAGGGCACAGGGAGGUAUGUGGACGCCGCCUCAUGUCCUGCACGUCCUGCACAGCCCUGCCCUGCCUUCCCGACCGCCCCACCCGCCUUCCCUGGAGACGCAUCCAAAGUUCCAGCCUCAGGCUUCCGGAAAGCAAAAGGCCCAGUCAGCUGUUUGUGGCCCGGCCGACCCCGCCCAGCCGUGCCCCCAGCCUCAUCCUGUUUCUCAUGCCCACACUGGCACCUGGACCACCGGUGUCCAGAUGCGUCCCUGCACACGGCCCAGGCCAUACUGACCGCCCUCCAUGCGGCCUCCACAGCCCCCCGCCACCCCCCCACCGCCUCUACCUCCACCCGCCACCCCGGGGGCAGGGGGGCAGGGCAAGGAAAGAAAAUAUUGUGCCUUUGUUUAUUUUCCAUAGUUUUAAGUUUUUCUUACAUAUUAAAACGUGCACUGCACAGGUA